This is a messenger RNA of Saccostrea cuccullata (small rock oyster), 2084 nucleotides long. Its product is annotated as toll-like receptor 3. The transcript has 2 exons. Gene Ontology annotation, cellular component: plasma membrane. The coding region runs from base 33 to 2084 and encodes 683 amino acids. Gene Ontology annotation, molecular function: transmembrane signaling receptor activity; protein binding. The record is from RefSeq and is a predicted model, not a curated record. Lineage: Eukaryota; Metazoa; Mollusca; Bivalvia; Ostreida; Ostreidae. Gene Ontology annotation, biological process: inflammatory response; toll-like receptor signaling pathway; immune response.
UAGUAUAAAGGCAACUGGAAAACCUGGAAGAAAUGCUAAAAAAGAUGAAAUUGCUGAUGGUUUUGAUUGUUUCCAUGGCAGUGUGGGCCUCAGGAAAUUAUAAAUGGAACAAUGGAUCCUUCUGUCCAGAAACGCCAUGUGUGUGUUGGAAUCCAGAAACCGCCGACUGUUCAUACAGGAACCUUAGUUCCAUUUCCUUUCAUCUCCCCUCCAGUAUUAAAACCUUAAUUCUAACAGGAAACAAGUUUUCAAGAGUGUUGGGUGAUAUGUUUAUCAAUUUUAUUAGUUUAAACAUUACAAGAUUAUCAAUGGAUAAUUGCCACGUAAAUUCCAUUUCCCCUCGAGCUUUCGAGCACCUUGAACAUUUGGUUUUUCUGGAUUUAUCUUAUAAUAAUCUAACAUUUUGUAAUCUUGAACCUGCCAUGUGUUCUCUUAAAAGAUCGCAUCUUCAAAUUCUCAAUAUUUCUGGAAAUGCUUUGUGGAAUCUUCCUCCUGGUAGUUUGAUAUGGUUAUUUAGGUGUGUUUGGCUCAGAGAUUUAAAAGAAAUUAUUAUGACGGGGGGUACCAUAGAAAUGCCCAAUUUCGAAUCAUUUUCCAGCCUCAAAAAACUUGAAAUCUUGGAUUUGCGUCAGAAUGAAAUCUUUCAUAUCACUGAAUAUAAUCUUACUAAUUUACAAAAUUUAAAUUUAGCUGAGAAUAAAAUACAAGGUCUUCCAAUUUUACAUUUGUCUUAUUUAAAGAUAUUAAACUUGUCAAUGAACCAACUAUCGGAAAUAGACAAGCUACGAGAAAAUCUAUCUCUGCCUGAACUUGAGUCCUUAGAUUUGUCUCACAAUCCAAUUACCCGAUUACAACCUUUAUCUUUUGAGCGAUUUAAAAAAUUAAGGUCAUUAAAAGUUGACCACAUCAGAAGAGCUAUAGUAAACAGUUAUACAUUUGCAUCUAAUUCACUAGAGGUUCUUUCUAUUGGCAAUCUCGCAUAUUUCAACAACAGCAUUUUUAGUAACUGUCCUCAAUUGCGAUCUUUAACUGUAUUGAACACAGACUUUUCCGAUGAAAAUUUUACAGAUUUUUUACUACCACUAGGAAGUCUAAAUACAGUUAGGAUAUCUUACGGUAAUAUCAAAUAUAUUCCUUCUCUGCAAAAUUUUUCAAAAUUAAUACAUCUUGAUUUAAGCCAAAACAACAUCAAGACCAUUCACCCCAGUGUAUUUGACAAUCUGAAAAGUAUUCGUACCAUUGUAUUGCAUCACAAUUUCUUUUCGAAAGUAAACCAUAUUUCAUUUCCUUCUUUUGUUUGGAAGAACAAAAUGAUUUCUCUUGAUCUAUCCUCAAACCCUUUUGACUGUAGCUGUCAAAUAAUAUGGUUCGUACAAUGGUUAAAAGAUAACGAAGAAAGAGCAGACAAUUUUCCUGAUUUGUACAAAUGUGCUUCACCAAGUGACAAGCAUGGUCUUCGUCUCGCCAACUUUGAUGCCUCAGAAUGCCAUCGUCCAAACCGGUAUCUAAUCCUCUCAUUUACAAUCGGUGGGUGCUUUUCAAUUAUCUGUUUUGCAGUAAUCAUUUUGAGAAAACUCCGUUGGGAUAUAAAAUAUUACAUUCAUAUUUACAAAACCAAGAGACCAUUGAAAUACAAGCGCCUAUUGGAUGACGGAUUCCUUUUUGAUGGGUUCGUCGCCUACAACUCAAAUGACAGGCAGUGGAUUAUGUCCGAACUUAUAGAAAAGUUAGAAAAGAAAAAUAACUUCAAACUUUGUCUGCAGGAGAGAGAUAUCCUUCCAGGUGGCAUUUUCGUUGACGACAUUCAUCAUAAUAUUGAAGCUAGUCGUAAAUUUAUUUUGGUUUUGUCUGAUAAUUUUAUGAGUGAUCAGUGGUGCAGAUAUGAGACAUUGAUUGCAAACCUUACAGUAGUAGACGGGAAAGCCGAAAAGGUACUUAUUGUUCUCUUAGGAGAAAUAAGUUCCCAGUAUAUGACAAAUUCAAUGAAAACUUUGAUGAAAUCAACUGUUAAUCUAGAGUGGACGAAAAAAGAAAGCGGGAAAAAGUUGUUUUGGACAAGAAUUCAAAUUGAAAUGCAAAAAUAA